AUGAUGCCCGCCCUACACAUGGCCAUGCUUCUCAGGCUGCUCGUCAUUGAUUAUGAGGUGGCGACGUGCGCGCCGGGACAGAACGCCUGCGUGGUGCAGCAGCUGAGCCUGACUCCAGUCAUGGACGACGCCCUGCGGGUGGGCUGCGCGGCUCUGACGACCUGUAAUCUGCUCCCCUCGGACACCGCAGCCAGACUCAGCGGAUCCAGCUUCUGCUGCACCACGGACCUGUGCACUAAUGGAAGCUACAUCCGUGACCCAGGUCCUGCCUGGCGUCUCCCAUGUCAGAGCUGCGUGGGAUCUGCCUCAACCUGCGGCCCUGACACCCCAACCUUAACCUGCCCUGGCCGCCAGGCCCAGUGUCUGCAGCUGUCCCGGCGCCUGCUGCCUGGUAAGGCCUGGACACCUGGGAACCUCCUGCAGGAGGAGGGGGAGCGGUUCUGGGUUCCUUGUGGGUGGUGGGGGCCCUCUGAAGAGCUGCUGGCCCUUGCCACGGGGCCUGACCUGGCGUAUGUGGAUGUGCACGUGCAGCGCUGCCACAGCGUCGGUUGCAACAACAGCUCCUUUGCUGAGGUGCCUCGGGGGAAGCCCAACGGGAAGCUCUGCUACAGCUGCAGGGAUACAGGAGCCGGUGAGUGCGAGCGCCAGGAGCUGCAGAGCACGGGCGGUACGGGGACCGUGGACCAGUGUGCGCAAGCCCAGAGCACAGGUGAGAACCACCCACCCCACGCCCACGGGGAACCCAGGGGGCCAGGCUCCCACCCCCCAGAUCACCCUGUCCUGCAAGGAACUCAGACCACCGCGCUGCCCCGCUCUCUGCCCCCCCAGACUGGAACAACCCUGUGGCCUUGCGCCGUGGCUUGCACAUCCCCUUUGGGAGCCCCCUUGCAAUCAGCAGAGGGGAUUAUGGCUGGUGGGAUCUCUGGGAAUAUGGCGGAUCUCUAG
Alligator sinensis (Chinese alligator) is the source of this 945-nucleotide messenger RNA. RefSeq names its product urokinase plasminogen activator surface receptor-like. The record is from RefSeq and is a predicted model, not a curated record. The transcript has 8 exons. Bases 1 to 945 code for a protein of 314 amino acids. NCBI's taxonomy places the organism in Eukaryota, Metazoa, Chordata, Crocodylia, Alligatoridae.